CACAAACAAACAAACAAACAGCUGAAUAUUGCUGCGGUUCACAGAGUUACCCUCAGGUUCGUCACGAGGCGGGAGGUGUGAGGUGCUGGUUCUGCUGCAGGACGGGUCUCAUGUCAGAACUGGACUUGAUGAAAAAGAAGCAGCGUUUCACCUCCGGGACCCACCUGUCCUCCUCCUCUCUGAAGAGGAGGUUUUUAAAGAGGAGGAGGAGGAGGAAGGUGGCUCCGGAUACACUGCGUGACACGGACAGUGACAGUGAGACGUGCAGAUGUUCCGUCUUUUCCAGGUCUGGAAGCAGCCGAACCGUCCACCGGAUUCUGACGGCCUGCGUCUUCUCCUUCCUGGCUCUGCUCAGCUCCGUGUCCGUGGACCUCAGCUCCAGCCUGGACCUGCUGCGGACCACCGAGGCCGCCUACGACGAGCUGACCUCCUGCAGGACCAGAACUCUGCUGCAGCUGGUCCAGGAGCUGCAGGACCUGAGGCGGUUCUUGGCCACGAACGUGAGCGAUGAGGAGACUCUGGAGACCGUGUUUCCUGCAGCGGAUCAUCUCUGCGGUGAAGUGGAGGGUCUCAGGGACGGACGUGGUCUCCCCUGCCGCGUCGAGGUGUCCGGAUUUUGCCAGGAGAUGGUGAAGAACAUUCAGGAGGUUUUAAACUCCUCGUUCCAGACUAACAGCUCUGGUUCUGCUGUGACCCGGGUCAUACGGGGACUUCUGGACUCCUGGGGCUCGGUGGAGGACUCUCUGCUGAAAGCCAAACAGAACUCGUGGUGGAGAGACGUUCUGUCUGCCAGACUUCUGGUGGUGUUCAUCGAGCUCAACCAUCAGCUGAUGUUCUCCCGUCAGACCACACCCUCACCUGGCUUUCAGCUCAGGUGGACUCGGACUCUGAGCUACCUGAGCUUCGCCCGGGUCCUGACAGAACGGCUGAACCUCUGCUGGCUGGAGAACAUCAACCUGGACAUGGAGCCUUGUGUUUUUGACACAAGUUCAUGGCAGGUCUCUGGAGCGGGAACUGAAACCCUGUCCGGGUCUCACACAGGAAUCCAGGUCCUGACUCAGACCCAGCGGUGCCUGUUUGAUCACGGGUCCUCGGCUCUCCUGUCCGAGUCCAGGUCCAUGGCCUCCAGCCUCAGCAUGAGGAUCUGCCUGCUGGCGUUGGCCUGCCUCAUCUACCCGGCGGUGAUGUUCUCCUUCAAGCAGAUGACGGAGUGGAUUCAGAACUACGCCUGGAAGCUGAAGGAGAAGACCAAGGACCUGAAGCACCAGAGGCAGCUGGCUGAAGAUCUGCUGCAUCAAAUGUUGCCCAAGUCGGUCGCCAAGCAGCUCCGGAAGCACAAACAUGUUGAGGCCGAGAGCUACGACAGGGUGACCAUUUUCUUCUCCGACAUCGUGGGCUUCACCUCCAUCUCUGCGUCGUGCACUCCUCUGCAAGUGGUGGAGAUGCUCAACAGCCUGUACAUGUGCUUCGACACACGCAUCGACUCCUACGACGUGUACAAGGUGGAGACCAUCGGAGAUGCCUACAUGGUGGUGAGCGGCCUCCCGGAGAGAAAUGGCGACAGACACGCUGACGAGAUCGCCAAGAUGGCGCUGGAUCUACUGGCGGCUGUCAGACAGGUGGUCAUCCCUCACAUGCCCAACGAGAGGCUGCAGCUGCGAGCCGGCAUCCACACAGGUCCGUGUGUGGCUGGAAUAGUGGGCCACAAGAUGCCGAGGUACUGCCUGUUCGGAGACACUGUGAACACGGCCUCCAGGAUGGAGUCCACCAGCCUGCCUCAGAAAAUCCACACCAGCUCAGAAACAUAUCUGGCUCUGAUGAAAGAUAACGCCUACGAGCUGCAGCUCCGUGGAGAGAUCGAGGUGAAGGGAAAAGGCAAACUGAACACGUACUGGCUGGUGGGCCACAGAAACUACAGCGUUCAGAACGACAGCCUGGUUUGUAACUGGAACCCCAACAUGGCCAGAAAGAAGAAGAUGGCAGCCGGCAGCGAGGUGUCUGUGGGGAACUCGUCGGUGACGGUGCAGAGCCUCAGUGACAACACCACCACCCCGCCGGUCUCCCUCCCCUCCUCAGCGAAGACCCAGACGGCUCCGACGCCUCGGGCCGACCGACCCGGUCUGAGCGUGGCGGCCCAGAUGGAGCCGUACGGCGGCAGCCACGGCACCCUGGGCUCCAUGAUCGGGGGGCUGCAGGGAGGAGACGACAGCCCCCUGCCCAGCCACCGGACAAACCUGACCUGCUGACUGGUUUACAGGGCUCUGGUUCCAACCAGGACCAGUGACCCUGGAUACAGUUAUCAUGGCAACAGAUGUCAAGCAAUGAAACUGUUUUGUGUUUGUAAUGUAGCUAUUUGUGUAUUUUGUGGUAAAUAUCUUUUAAGUUGUUCCUAAGCCUCAUACUGUUCCUUUAGAAACAGUCCUGUUUCGUUUUGUUAAUUUAAAAAGUCACAUUUUAGCUGUUUUUGUUGUUUUUCUUUAGUUGCAUAAAAAUAAUUAAAUUAAUAAAUGAGAACAAGAUCAUUUUAAAUCAAAGCCCUAAUGUGCAUAAAAUUGUGUUUGCUUUCACUUCACAACCUGCUGCCAAACAUGAAAGGGUAAUGAUGGUUUUGCUCUUGUCUGUUAGCAAAAUAUCUCAUAUCUAAACUCUCAGGAAAUAACAGYGUUCAGGUCUUUUUCUAGAUGGCCUCAGCUAAUCUGCAGCUGUUUGCUUUCCAACUAUUCAGAUGAAUGUUUGCUGUGGUAGUAGCUGAGAGUCAUCCCCAACAUGUACCUGAGCCAAGCAUCAUUUACUAAACCUUUACUUCCUCAUGUACAGAGGUUUAUAGUAACUAAGUACAUUUACUUUGUUACAGUACUUGAGUAAUUAUUUUGAGGAUUUGUAA
This is a messenger RNA of Austrofundulus limnaeus, 2884 nucleotides long. RefSeq lists its product as uncharacterized. Lineage: Eukaryota; Metazoa; Chordata; Actinopteri; Cyprinodontiformes; Rivulidae. Gene Ontology annotation, biological process: intracellular signal transduction; cGMP biosynthetic process; receptor guanylyl cyclase signaling pathway. The transcript has 9 exons. The record is from RefSeq and is a predicted model, not a curated record. The coding region runs from base 111 to 2246 and encodes 711 amino acids. Gene Ontology annotation, cellular component: plasma membrane. Gene Ontology annotation, molecular function: peptide receptor activity; adenylate cyclase activity; guanylate cyclase activity.